AUGUUUCAUAAAAAUAAUCAAAGUGGUCUCUAUUCAAAUAGAAUGAUUUUACAUAAAAAAUAGCUUAAUUUGUCUACAGAAACAUUCAUUUGGAUGAACUUUGUCAAUAUUCUUACAGGAAUACUGUAAAAUACUAAUACACAUCUAAUUUUUGAACCUAAUGCAAUAUAUUUGGCAGGUAUUUUUAAUACUAAAUGACAUAGGCCAUGAUGAAGAUUAAUUGAGAGUAGCCCAAUUCAAAAUUGAAUACAUAGCCUUCUAAGAGUUUAAAAUGAUCUAUGUUAUGAAGGAUUAACGAUCUCUCAUCUCUUAUAAACCAUAUACUUCCAUAUUCUAUUCUAAAAAUUAUAAAGAGCUCUAUUCUAAAUAUAGAGGAACUUGUUUAUUUGUUAAAGACAAAUUAAUAAAAGAAUAGAAACAAUUAUAAGAAUAAACUGGAUAUCUUAAGGAUUUUGAAUUUGAAAAGUAUGAAUCUUUUGUUAUAGCUUGGAUACCUAAAAGAAAGGAAUAAAAAAUUACAUAAUUAUUUCAAACUUGGAUUGCUGAAUACAAUUAAUCUAAUAAUUUUACUCCAAAACAUGAAUUAAGAACAACAAUAAAUAGAGAAUAUUUUAAUGAUGCUGAUCCAUUUUAAUAAAUUGCUAUGAAUUAUAUUGAUUUUAUCCUUUUCUAUUCAGAGAAUGAUGUUGAAUAAUUCCAAUUACAAAAUAAAAUUUUAAUUAAAUUGGUUGAUGAUGGAUGGAAAAUUCAAUUCAAUAUCUAUUCAUCUAAUCUACUCUAUUGUCAAUAAGCUUAAUUAUAUAUAACUGAAUUUUUGAAUUAGUAAUCAUUAGAAAUAUUUAAUAUGGAAUUAUAUGAUUUGUGUGAAAAUUUUGACAAAUUCAUUUAUGAUUUGGAAGGAAUAUUGAAGAAAAAAAGUAAUUUACCUGUAAGAUUAUAUAAACUUGAUUCUAUUCUAUCCUUAGUUAAAGAGAUUGAUAGAAAAUUUGACACUUAAAUUUAAAAUUAUGUAUAAAACCUUGGAUUUAAGUAAUGCUUAUUUUAUUCUAAAUAACGAGAAAAUACUUAAGCAUUAAAAAUAAUUCAAGAUAUUAUUGAAUUAAGGUUUAAAUUUAAUUAAAUUAUGAAAAAGAAAUAAUUAGAGAUGUCAUAAUUAUCAUAAUCAUUCCAAACUUGCAAAUCUUCAUUAUUAUAUUCUAGUUAAUGUAAAUCUACAAUUAUACCUUAAUUACUAAAAGAUUAAGAAUAAAUUAUCCCUUAAUAAUUUCCUUUGGAAUGUAGAGGAUAAUUGAUUCUUCCAGAUAUCACAUCUAAAUAUCAAUAAUCAAAAAAUUAAAAUAGUUUUUCAAGCGAACAAAAGUCUAAGAUAUACAAAGAAAAUAUUAAAUAGAGUUAAAAAGGAGGAAUAAAUGAUUAUUAAUAUAAUUAAUCUGAGUAUUCAAAUGGGGAAACUUUUAAUUCUAUGGAAUCUUUAUAAAAGAAUAAUAAUAGUCAAGAUUAUAAUGAUAGUAGUGAUAUUAAUGAAUUACAAGAAUUUUGUAAUGAUAUCUAAUUAUAAUCAAAACUAAAUUAAAAAAAACAUAAUAUUUUUGAAGAAGAGAAGAUGUCUUAAUUAAUUUCAAUACAUCAUAUUUCUCAAUAAUUUGUUCGGUAAGUAUUAUAAUUAGGAUUUGAUUAAUAUUCAAUUAUAUAUAAAGUAAAAGACACAAUAAUAUUGAAUUUAAAAGAUUGGGAAUAAAGUUUAAGAAGUUAUUUAAAACACUAAGAAAUUUAUAUUAAUGAAUUAGAAUUGAUUGUCUGUGAUGAUUAAAUAACAAUAAAUACUAGAUUGAAUUAUAAAUAAGUAUCUUCUAUUUGCGAUUAAUUUUUUGCAGGUACAUCUUAUAUAGUUGUACGAUUAAAUGAAAAUUCUUAGGAUUUUAUAGAUAAAUUAUAGGAUAUGUAUGAUAUAGAAUCAAAGCAAACAUAAUUCUAAUAGAUUGGAUUAAUAAUGAAAAAGUAAUAUGAAUAAUUGCAGGUUGAUGAAAAGGGUAGGUACUUAGCAAUGGAAAUAUAUAAUUAUUUAUAUUUUGAAACAAAUAUCUAAUAAAGGAUUAAUCAAUUAAUCAAUUGCAAUUCUCAAGAAUUAGAUGAACCUAUACCUAUAUAAGAAUUGGGGAUUGGAAAUAAGAUUAUAAUUGUAUUGUCAUAAUAGUAAUUAAAUUACUUAGGAGAAAAUUAUCAGGAGCUAGAAUGCAAUAGAUUGAUUAAAUUUGGAAAAUACAUAUCAAAUACAUUUUAUUUUGUGGAGAUAUAGAGUAAUAAUCAAUAAUUAUAUAUGGAUGUUUUAGAAUAGCUUAGAAGGAUAGGUUAUGAGAUGGUGGAAGUUUAUAUUAAUAGAAAAAAGUAGAAAUACAAGAAUUAAUAGAUAAUUUAAUUAAAAUAAAAUAGUUGGAAAUUAUGCAUAUAUUCAAAUAUCAAGAAAUUUUAUACCAAAUUAAUAAAUGAUCUAUUAGAAAUCAAAUUUAAUGAGAAGGAGUAUCUCUAAAUAUUUUAAGGAGGCUUAAAAUUAUCUGAAUUAUAAAUUGACAUAGGGAAGUAUUAAAUAAAACAUGAAAAAGACAUAAGUAUAUUGGAUUAAAUAUUAUAGGGAGAUUAGAAUUGUAAUUAUUAUGAUUUAAUAAAUUUAGAUAAAUGUAUAUCUCCUUAGAUAGAUCAGUUUACUCCAGGAAAUUACUUGACUAUAAUUGUUAGAUGUGAACAAUAACAAACAGAAACUACAACUUGUCUUUACCCUGAAACUAGUCUUAUUAGGUAUUUUAUUUAAUAUUAUAUAAUUUAAGAGGUUAUUAUGAAGUACAAGAAAACUAUUCCAAAUUAUAACAAUAAAACUUUUGA
Paramecium pentaurelia is the source of this 2877-nucleotide messenger RNA. The record is from the annotation of a GenBank genome assembly. NCBI's taxonomy places the organism in Eukaryota, Ciliophora, Oligohymenophorea, Peniculida, Parameciidae.